CUUUUCAUCCUCUUUUAUCUUGCAUGACCUGUUAAAGAUUUGUCAGUGUGUAGCUCACUUUUAUUAUGGUGUAAUUCAAUCAUAUGUACAUAAAAACGUCUUGAACCAGUUGCUCAAAAAAUUAGGUACAAUUUAACAUAGUUCUGGAAUGUCAAGACCUUUAUGCAUUUAAUUUGUCUGUUUGCUUUUUUAUGUUUAUAUUUCUAUUUUUUUCUUAAUAGAUAUCUAACUUUCGCGUGCACACGUACAACUAACAAUGUAUGCACAAUCUGUUCUCAUUACCGGUUGUAACAGGGGGAUUGGGCUUGAGCUUGUGAAACAGCUGGCGAACAAAACAGAAGCUUUAUUUGCAGGUUGUAGGAAACCAGAUGCAGCUAAGGAGUUGUUAGAAAUUGCUGAAUGUCACAAAAAUAUUAGUGUAUUAGAGCUGGAUGUUACCAAUGAACAUUCUAUUCAAACAGCGGUGAAAAAAGUAUCAAGCACAGUUGGUAAAAAUGGUUUGAAUUGUUUGAUAAACAAUGCUGGUGUAACAAAUAAAGGUGAAAGUCAAAUACAUACAAUAACUUCAAAAGGGUUGCGUGAUCUGUAUGAGGUGAAUGCUGUAGCACCUGCAAUGAUGGUUAAGGCAUUCCUUCCACUGCUUAAACAAGCUUCAUCUACAUGUGGUGGUGAUGUAAUGAGUGUAUCGAGGGCAGCUGUAUUGAACGUGUCUAGCGAGUUAAGUUCAAUCGAAAAAAAUAUCAAAGCUGGUGUGUAUGGCUACCGCAUGUCAAAGAUAGCUUUGAACAUGUUAACUAUGAACUUAAGCAUCGAGUUAAAGCAACAUCGUAUCCUGGCUGUCAGUUUGCAUCCAGGAUGGGUUAAAACAGAUAUGGGAGGGAAGCGUGCUCGUGUUAAAGUGUUUGACUCUGUGGAGAAAUUAAUAAAUGUAACAGUGAACUUUACUGAGACGAGUAAUGGACUUCUUUACUCCUGGGAAGGAGAAAUUUUGCCAUGGUAGUAAGUAGUAGGAAUGACUGCAUAGUGUUUUAUUUCGAUGAAAAGUGUUGCAUAUUAAAUCUAAAUUUUUCAUAACACGAAAAUGUAUUGAUUGAUCUAAAUUUUUCUUAACACGAAAAUGUAUUGAUUGAUCUAAAUUUUUGUUAACAUGAAAAUGUAUUGAUUGAUCUAAAUUUUUGUUAUGAUUGGUGUGUUUGUUAUAAAAAAAAUAACAAGCACAGUGCUUAUUGGAGAAUUUUUUCAUAUUUAUGGACUGGCAACGUAGAAAUAUUUUAAGAAUUUCAGAUUUUGAGAAUAUAUACAUUUUAAUAAUAGAUUACCUAUUUUUAUUAUGUAAUUUAAUACCUCCUAUGAUAUUUGUUGUGGUUCAGACUUAACUUUACCUUGUGGUAAACAUGUAAAGUAAAUUCUUCGAUACUUCAUUUUUGUUCAAGUGUUUAUUAUGAAUAUAAAGUUUUUUAUUUAGUCUCAACGGUGACCAAUAAUAUUUGCGACUUACAAACAAAGGACAUCAAAGUAUUUUUUACAAGAAAAGAGAAGUUAUUUUGUGUAAAAAUUAAGCGAGCUGAUCAAAUAAAUAAUCUAGCAUGGGAAAAAUAAAUCUUAUUUUGAUGCAAAAAAAAAUGUCUUAAGGCAAAGGGAUAGUAUUUAAAGCACAAAUUGAGUUCUUAACUGAAGUCCUUGAUUUACCUUCGCUGAAGUAAUUUUUUUUUUAUUUUCAACUUCUUCAUCUGUUAAAAUACUUAUAAAUGAUACUGUUGUCAAGAACGAAGUUAUUCCUACAUACUCAAUUUCCUCAUCAAUAAAUAUUUUAUGUUAUCAUGUUUUAACCUCUCUGUAACUUUGAUAUCAUUGUUAGUUAAAUGACCAUUACUUGGCAAUGUACCAAUGUUACGUUAAGUGAAUCAGCAUUCACCAUUAUUGUUUUUUACUACUACAUUUUGGGGUACAUUUAACCUGUGCAAUUUUUAUAAUUAUUCAUAUAUAAAAUUAUAUUUUAGUAUAAAUAUGACAAUAUCUUUUUUCUGUUUUAUUUA
This is a messenger RNA of Hydractinia symbiolongicarpus, 2036 nucleotides long. Its product is annotated as C-factor-like. The transcript is spliced from 5 exons. Lineage: Eukaryota; Metazoa; Cnidaria; Hydrozoa; Anthoathecata; Hydractiniidae. The coding region runs from base 257 to 1000 and encodes 247 amino acids. The record is from RefSeq and is a predicted model, not a curated record.